This is a messenger RNA of Poeciliopsis prolifica (blackstripe livebearer), 8023 nucleotides long. RefSeq names its product DENN/MADD domain containing 1B (gene dennd1b). Gene Ontology annotation, biological process: endocytosis; endocytic recycling. The transcript has 23 exons. Gene Ontology annotation, cellular component: cytosol; intracellular membrane-bounded organelle; nuclear speck. Bases 337 to 2940 code for a protein of 867 amino acids. NCBI's taxonomy places the organism in Eukaryota, Metazoa, Chordata, Actinopteri, Cyprinodontiformes, Poeciliidae. Gene Ontology annotation, molecular function: phosphatidylinositol phosphate binding; guanyl-nucleotide exchange factor activity. The record is from RefSeq and is a predicted model, not a curated record.
GGCAGCAAGGUGCUCAUCUGACGUGCCGACGUCACCGGGUCUUUGACAGCACUUCCUGGAGUGGUGUUUGUUGUGGGAAGCGGCCCCGGUGCUGCUGAGCCGAACUGGGGAAUUAGGCCACAUACAAGGCAGGAACAGACGCGACACGCCGUUGCUUCGCUCAAACAUGCGGACGCCUUUGACCGCCACCAGAUAAUAAGGACAGAGGAGAGAAGAGCAAAAGGGGGGGACGCUGGAGAGUCUGAAGGACGAGGUGGAAGAGGGAAAAACAUAUCCUCAGAGCUGCACAGCAGAGCCGCCGACAGCACGGAGCUGUCGCGAUGUUGUAACUAAACCAUGGACAGCAGGAUAAAGGAGAACCCAGAAAGAACAUUUGAUCUGGUAGUACAAGUGGCGUGCCCAUCGUCUGAAAAUGAGGAUCCAACCGUGCUGUGGAGCUUCCCCCAGGACCACACAGACCAGGAAGUUCUUCAGACAAUACCUAAGUUCUGCUUUCCCUUUGACGUGGAAAGGGUUUCCCAGAAUCAGGUGGGGCAGAACUUCACCUUUGUUCUCACAGACAUCGACAGCAAGCAGAGGUUUGGUUUCUGUCGACUCACCCAAGGUUGCCGGGUCUGCAUAUGUCUCCUCAGUUAUCUACCAUGGUUUGAAAUCUACUACAAGUUGCUGAACACACUGGCUGACUACUUAACAAAACAGCAGGAAAAUGACUUGAAUGACUUGCUGAAUUCCCUCUAUGAGCUGCCUGUGCCAAAGCCUUUUACACCAGUCAACUUGAGUGUGAAUGAGCGGUUGUGUAUUGCCACUGGGCAAGUACUGAGAGAUCAGCCAAGCAAGGAGCCGCACUCCUACUUCAUCGCCCCGGAUAUCAAUGGACUGCCAACUAUCCCAGAGAGUAGGAACCUAACGGAGUACUUUGUGGCUGUGGACAUCAACAACAUGCUCCAACUCUACUCCAGUAUGCUGCACGAACGGCGCAUCAUCAUUACCUCAAGGAAGCUUAGCACUUUAACUGCAUGUGUCCACGGUGCAGCGGCUUUGCUCUUUCCGAUGUACUGGCAGCACAUCUUCAUCCCGGUUCUGCCUCCGCAUCUUCUGGACUACUGCUGUGCUCCAAUGCCAUACUUCGUGGGAGUUCACUAUAGUCUGCUUGAGAGGGUACGCAGUCGAUCACUGGAGGAUGUGGUCAUUCUGAAUGUGGACACAAACACCCUGGAGACCCCGUUUGAUGACCUGCACAACCUACCCAGCGAUGUGGUGUCCGCUCUGAAGGCUAAGCUGAAGAAGCAGUCCACUGCAACAGGUGAUGGCGUGGCCAAGGCCUUCCUGAGAGCGCAGGCCGCUCUGUUUGGAUCGUACAGAGAUGCGCUCAGAUAUAAACCUGGAGAACCAAUCACAUUCUGCGAGGAGAGUUUUGCCAACCAUCGCUCGAGUACGAUGAAGAACUUCCUGUCCAUGGCUGUCAACCUGCAGCUCUUUAAACAGUUCAUCGACGGACGGCUGGCCAAAUUAAACGCAGGCCGCGGCUUCACCGAUGUGUUUGAAGAAGAGAUCACAGAGGGGGGCUUCUGUGGAAGUAAUUCAAGGUCCUACCAGCAAUGGAUGCACACUGUGAAGAGAGGAGGAGCAUUUUUCAACACAGCUGUGUCAAAGGCCAAGGUUCAUGCCAGGCGGGGCAUUCGGGACAUAAAGGGCAGACUUAAAGCAAGGGAAGACGAAGAAGACGGGAUGACAGUCCGUCCAGGGUCUCCCACCAGCACCAAGAGCCUGUCUCCAAGGAGACUGCAAAAGAUGAGACGGCACAACUUAAACAAGUCUCCCAUGAGCAUGGGCCCUCGAGAUCUCGGCUACGGUCUCGACGAUGAUGAGUUGGACACUGCGAGCAAGAUCUCCUCUGAAGACAGCGGCGAGGUCUGUUCGUACACAGAAGACAGCGACGAUUCGGACUCCUUCUAUCCACACAUCGACUCGUCGCCUUCCAGCCAGAUGAACCUGCUGGAGGAAAUCCUGGACUCUCUGACCACCACAACAAUGGACCAAGGAAAACUCAGUGCUGCCAAGAGCUUGGACUUCUUAAGGUCCCUGGAUGACGUGGACUUCAAGGUCCAGUCAAAGCCUUCACCUUGCAGCGACUCCGCAGUUGCAGACAACAGCAGCUUUGAUGGUGGCGCCGAUCACGGCGGAUGGAACAUGGGCCAGGAUGACAGCGCCGUCCAUGGAAAACACCUUCCUCCGUCCCCACGCAGGCAGCCCAACAAGAGUAGCCUGAAGGGGUCCAAAAACCUCGCAGCCUUCUCUGCAGUGACCCCCUGCUCAGCUUCACCUCCUUCCCAUGAUGCCAACGGCACCAAGUCAGAUCCUCCUCCCCUCUUCUCCUCUAAGUCCAGUCCCGAUUCCCACCUCCUCAUGCCUUCGGGUCGACCCCCAGGAGACCACCGGUUCUCCUAUUCCCCCCUGCUGCCCCAUAAAGUUACACCCCCAUCCCCACCUGCAUCUCACCCAGACUCUUCUCCGGAACUGACCAGCCGGAGUCGCACCAUCUCAGACCCUCAAGUCAACUCUGAGCCCUCCCAAACCCGGAACCAAACCGGGUCCACCGGCAUCCUGAGGAGAAAGGUCAUGUCCAAAGAGAUGGUGAAAAACUACCACGAGCGGUCGAUCCGGAGGGAGCGCAGCAGAGAGAGCAGCCAGGUCCAGGUCCCCUGGAAGAAGGAGGAGGAGGAGAAGAAGGAGGAGAAAGAGGCUCCCAAAGACAAGCUGCUGGGAUUGGGUCUGUGUCUGGGUCAGUGUGAAGGCUCGGAGUCGGCUGGAGGGUCGGACCCGGGCCUGCUGGAAGAGAUAGAGUCCAUGUGUUGCCUCAGCUCAUCGCUUCGCCUCUCUCAAGUCCACUGCAGCAACAGCCACCAUCAGGCCCAAGGAAAAGCCACAGAGAAGUCCUAAAGACGACAGGAAAAGGAAAACUGACUCAGAUUCCUGUCGUCUAUUACAGCUGAUCAGCUGAACCCUCCAUGAUAAGGGAACGUUAUGAACAAACCUAAUAAGAGCCAAAACAAACAAAAAGCCUCAGAGCAAAGAGCUGGUCACGCUGAAAGGAAGCACUGCAGAGUCCUCCACCUGUCCUCCACCUGUCCUCCAUCUACUGGAAGGAAAUCUUGGUCAAAUAAAUUAGUUUACAGCAAGAAUACCUAAAAAAUGUUCAAAAAGUGAGUGAAAUUAUAACAAACAUUAAAUUAUGAUUCAAAUCAGGAAAACAUACAGUUAAAAGGUGAAAUAAAUUUAAAUGUUCCUACAUUUGUUAGAUAUUAUUAAUGUUAAACUUAAUCUAUAAGACAAAUAAGAUGCAUGAGAAGAGGUGGAGAUUUCUGCGUCGCUUUCAGUUCAGUUUUCUUUAUCUGUCUGCAAAAAUCUGAACACUAGAGAUGCACUGAUCACCAUUUCCAUGCCGAUACCGAUUUCUGAUCCUCCUCCAGGUCUGAACUGCCGAAACAAUUUCUUUAUUCUGAGGACCAUAACACAUAAAAGAAAAAUAAACAUGCUGCAGGUUAUUUUAUAGACGUACUAUUAAAUAUGGCUUAUUGUACUUUCUGCUUCAAAGCAAAUAUAACUAAAUAUUAUCUGAUUUUAAUAAACUAAAUGUGCAUGGUUAUCGGUUGAUGUUUAUGGACUCAUUUUGGUGGACGUUCGUACAUUUUGUUGCAUUCAAUGAAUAGAAAAUCUCAUUUUUGAGUCUUUGGGCUGAAAAAUUGGCUGAUUUCAACGUUCAGCUGGUCGAUCGGUGCAUCUCUACUGAGCACUUUAGCUUCAUUUAUUUAAUGUCCGUACCUUGUAAGGAUUUCAAAGGGCCAAUUUCUCUUAAACACAACAUCAUGUUUCUUUGACAUUGAAAUGUUCAUAUUAAAUAAACAUUUCAUUUAGUCUGAAAUGUUCAGAAGCGUUCUGAACAUUUCAUACUAAACAUUUGCACCCGUGGAUUAAUUUAUGAUUAUCACCCAUUAUUACCUGGUACUAAACUGCAAAACCAGCAAGAUGCACAAUGUCCAUGCAGGCCUUUGAAACUGAUUAAACCUUGUUGGAUUCAUGAUUUUGGUCACUAUGCCUUAAGCAGACAUGUGAUUUGUUUUGAUACUGAUGUCUUAAACUUUAGAAAUCACUGCAGGUACUUUCUAAUCAGGAUCCUAAAUACAGCAGUUCACAUUCAUAGAGAAGUAGAUGUUCUUGAUGAGCUGUGUGUUAUUUUUGUGUUAACGUUACUCCUAUCUGUUAAGACUAAAUACCUGAUGAAGCAAACCAUCGAAUGACUGAGAAAAGCCAGAGUUUUUACUUCAUUUCUUUUUCUUUAUGUUUCUGUUUCCAUCGGCUUUUUGCUACUCUUGGCAUGCUUCUCAAUGCCGGCUUUACAAAUUGAGAACAGUUGUUGGCGAACUUUGAAGGAUGUUGAUGAAUCCAAUCCCACAAACGGUCCAAAACAAGCUCCGUUCCCGUUAUUCCACCUCUCUGUGCUUUUUCCUUAACCUCUGUGUGGCACUUUGCCUUAAGGCUGUUUACGUUCUGAAGAUAUCAACCACAAAAUGGGUCAUGAAUAGCAGGAAUAUGUCGUGUUGAAGUUUUUGGAAGAUUCAUUUUAACUGUGUGGAAUCUUUCUAGUAUUUGUUGACAGAUAUCAUGCUUAUGUUUCUCCUUUUUUGUCUUUUUUCCUUUCUUUGUGUUUUAAUAGGAAAUGCAACCUGUGUCUGACUAGGAAAUGCUCUGCACUGUACUGCAGUGGAGGACGAUUGUACUGUAAUGAAGCAAUAUGCUGCAGGUCUUUGAGUCGCUGCAUGGAUGUAAUGUGUUCAGGGUCUAAAGUAUUUUUAUAAGCAUCUCUCCUGUGGAGAGAAGCAUCAGCAUCCAGGGAUCCCGGCUUCGUGUCGUUCUCUGCGUCACCACAAACCCAGAGGAAGAGAAAACUCUUUCUCUUGCUUGGGUUGGGAUUACUACAUUUAUGGUCCGUUGUUCUUAUGAUUUAUGCCAGACGCCAGUCGGUGUGGCAGUUUAAUAGCGGCUGUUUCUCCACUUCUCGAGUGCUGCUCUGCGUUAACGAUUUGCCCAUAAAGUCUUUGGCGUGCUUCUAAAAAGCUAAAAAGAAUCAGUCAUGGUAAUUCCAGGAAUGGUUAACGACAAAGAAAAAUACAAAGUCCAGAACAAUUUCUGCACUGGCCUCGCUCACUGUAAACACUUUAACAAACUUGUGUACUAUGCAAAUAUUUAGAAAUCUCAACUCGGCUAACUGGGAUCUUCCCAGUCAGGGAUUAUUUUCGUCCCUGAUAGCAAUCAGGAGCUUAAGAUUAAGGCAUUUGCUGCCACAGAGUCUGAGCCCAAUAAGUCUUGAAAUAAUAACACACACACAAGCUUAAAAAUACUGAUUCGGUUUACAUUUGUUUUGAGAUUGUAUCCAACAUAACUCACUCAUCAAUGAUGUGCCAGACAGCAACAGCGAUUUUCAUCCAACCAGAUCUUAAGCAUCUGUAAUGAACUCAUGUUUUACUCCUGCUUAUGAUAGCCAUUGUUUGGCCCAAUGAUGCUAGGCUAGCACUAGCAUGUUUACUCUGGUUUAGUAAUUCAUUGAUACAUUUGACAGCUAUCCAAUCCCAACUAGAUUUUGUUGAUGAGAUCUGACUCCAGUCACUGUUACAGAAGUUGACAAAGCCACGUCUUGCUCCUGCGUAUAUCUGAAGGACUUCAGACGGUUAUCUGAAGUCCUGAAGCGCUCGGCUAAAGCUAGCAUGUUUACUCUUUCUUUGAUAUUAUUAUUUGUUAGUUAGUCUUCAGAAAAUUCUCAUCUUGCUCUUGGUAAUGAGCUCUUCAUGUUGAGCAGUUUGCCAGUACGGUAGGCUAAUGCCACCACACUAGCGUAUUUAACCAGUCCUCUAAAGCUGAUUCUGAAGUAAUUUCUGACUGAACUUGCUAAAUGCAGCUCACAUUUUAUUCCUGCUGAUGAUUUUUUUUAUUGCAUAACAGUUUGCUGAAGUGCUAGGCUACUGUUAGCUGGUUUGCUCUUUGUUUUGAUUCGACUUGAGUACAUGAAACAUAUUUCAUCCCUUUUUGAGUUUGUAAAGUUACAGCUACUCUCUUCAAUAAAAUCACAUCUUGCUUAUACUCACAACUUUUUUAUGCAAAGAACUUGGACGUGCUAGGUUAACGCGUGCAUAUUUUCUGGUUACAUAUUUGGAGGUGUUGACAAAAUAACUUCGAGUUUCCCUUAAACAACAUUCAUUUUAAUGUCUUGUGUUUCUGCUGUUCUUAACUUGGACAGAAGUCUGUGCAGCACACAUAACGCAGACUGGAACAAGCAGCAGCCAGUACAGUCUCUAUUUAACUCUGGACAUCAUUGCAAAGGUUGAAAGGCGCUUCAUUUUCAAGAUUAAAACUGUUUCGCAAAUUGUGCACGUGAAAAUAGGGGUUGAGUUUUAAAAAUCAGCAGCAUGGUGGUGUCAGGAGUUGAGUCGGUUACAGAUUACAAAGACAUCCCUCUUAAAAAAAAAAAACUUUACCCUGUGUGAGUUGACCUUUACGGAUGUAAUGUGUUGUGUGCCUUAUGCAGAAAGUACCCCUCUGUGUAAUCACAACAUGGUACUAAUUUCCAGACCAACUUUAUUGUGGUAGGAACAGAGUAUGUCGGGUUUUGAUCAACAGAAAAUCCCCCGAAAUGAACUCUGGUGUCUUUACUCACAGCUGUGGUGAGUUUUAGUUUUUUUUCUUUUCUGCGUUGGGGUUUGGAAAUCUUCCUGCUCAUAUUUAAAAUAUAACUUUUUUUUUUCUUUUAUAAACUGAAUACUUUCUCUGAUUGUACUCGUAGGUUAAUUGCUUGUAUAGUUUGUGUGCAUUUUUUAUUUCACUUUAACAUCUUCCUCUGAGUGGAUUGAAUUAAAAAAAUAUAUAUAAUUUUUCUCUAGUUGAUUUCAUAUGGAUAAAAAAAAUUAUUUUCAAUUGAAUAGAUGUGUAUUUUUUCUUGCUUGAAAAUAUUUUACAUGGAUUAAAUAUAUGUAAAAUGGAUUAUAUAUAUAUAUAUAUAUAUAUAUAUAUGAUAUCUAUGAAAUAUACGUUUAUGAGUGGUGUUGUAUAUUGUAGAGAGAUGACACCUGAGCUUUGAAUGUUGGAGAUUUUAUUUUUGGAAAACGAAGAGAACAUUAAGAAAUGUCCCAUGUAGCUGUGAUGACGAUGCAAAAGGACGUGAUGACUUCUGCUCAGAAGAAACGAAGGCUGAUGGUUGUCUGUACGUGAUGCAGUGAUCACUGUGUGUAACCUGCAUGUUGGUACUGUACACGCUGUUGUGUAUCUGUCCUGUUGGUACUCAUUUUCUUUCAGUAUUUAAAGCCUCCAUGAAAUCCGUGUAAUUCUCUCUGUGCUUCACAUUAAAUUAGAAGUCGUCUGCUACACAUUUGUCCUGUCGGGAAACAGAUUUCUGCUGUUUUCUUGUUCUGCUUUGCAUCAGAUUAGGGCGCGCUGUGGGAGGACAGGCCCACUUGAAAAGCUUUAGUGACUUAGCUCCUGAAACGGUGAGGAACCGAGACGGAUGUUGCAUUUCAGGGUUAAGAUGACACUGUGUAACGCUCACAGUAAUAAUUCUAUUAGUUUUUGUUUUAUAAUUACAGAUUUGGAGUGAGAGGGAGGGGAUGUCUGAUGUAGCAGCUUUCACUGAAUAAUGGACAAAGUUAGCAAACAUUAAUGUCAUUUUCCUGUCUGUAUUUGAAGCCAGUGUCAGUGUAAUGACCGUCAAGCUGAAUGUUACAGUCAGACUUUCUCCAGACUGGCCUCUUCAUCAGGACUAACUCUUUGGUAUGAUGUUUUUGGUUUUGUUUUUUUCUCUCAAUUAUUUUUUGUAAUCUAUUUUUUUUAUUAUUUUUUUGAUGGUGUGCACUUUUGCAUGUGCUCAUCUUUGCUGUCUCACAGCUGAGGUCAAUUUAAUGUGCUACUGAUGCGUAACCUGGUACAAAAGCACACAAUGUACACACUGUGAACGGGAAAUAAAUAAUGUUUCAUGCUC